Molecule: messenger RNA, 2466 nt
Organism: Sclerotinia sclerotiorum 1980 UF-70
Lineage: Eukaryota; Fungi; Ascomycota; Leotiomycetes; Helotiales; Sclerotiniaceae
Exons: 5
Coding region: 1-2466 (821 amino acids)
Source: RefSeq, a predicted model, not a curated record
AUGCGUUGGACAAGCUAUCUUCAGCUUGCAUCUACAAUAGCAGCGACGGUCGCACAAGCUUCUACAUUGACCCCGCCAGUGAUACCACUAAUUGUUCGCAAUCCGUAUUUGAGUGCUUGGUUGGGACAUGCAAGAGAGAAUCCGUGGGAACAUUGGCCAAUAUUCUGGACGGGUCAAGAGAUUGGGUUCUCUGUACUCGCCUCUGUUCCUCGAUCCAAUACUGUUUAUCCAUUGUUGGGUAGACCACAAGAUUCAUUAAGAAAAACGGGAGAGAGCUUCAAUGUAUCAUAUCCUACAUUUUUAGGUGCUACUUUCGAUGCGUCAACGACAAACCUCACAUACCACAUUCCUUCGCCCUUUGAAUCUCAAGAUUCACUUGAGGUGGUAUUAUCCUUCCUAUCUCCAAUUACACCAACUUCAACUUUCCGUCAAUCGAUACCUGCGGCAUAUUUGACUGUGCAUGUCACAGGAGGAUUUGAUCUCGAUGUAUACUUGGAUAUUAAUGGAUUAUGGGUCAGUGGUGAUAGAGCAAAUACCAUUGGUUGGACAUUCAGCCAAAGUGAACCCCCAAAGGGUAGCAAGCAGUCACCAUUGAAGGUCUGGAAGGUCAAACGAGUAGUUGAGCAAUUGUUCACCGAAUGGGCUGACCGUUCAGAAUGGGGACAAUUACACUUCACAGGUCCAGCUGAGGUUAACUAUCAAGCUGGCACAUCUGCUAUACUACGUACUGCGUUCUCUAGAAGUGGAACAUUGUCGAAUAAUGUUGAUGGCAACUUUCGAGGAAUUAUGGAUGAGGAACCAGUUUUCGCAUUUGCCUACUCUUUCAAGCUCAAACCCACUUCAAAUUCCACUUCUGCUGCAGGUGGGAAAACAUACGCUAGUGCUCUAUUCACGAUUGCACAUGUUCAAGAUCCUGUCAUCCAAUUCGCUUCCGCUCGAGGUUUGACAGCUAUGCGUCCAUUAUGGGCCUCUUAUUAUCCUAACGCUGAUGUUCUACUUGAAUACCAUUACCAUGACUUCCAGAAAGCUUUCAACCUUGCAAGUAAUUAUUCGGACCAACUCGCGAUUGAUGCUUUGCAGUCCGGAUCUGAGGACUACAAAGAUAUUCUGGCCCUCAGUGCACGUCAAGUAUUAGGUGCUGCUUCUUUCUCUGGAACUCCCGAUAACCCUAUUAUUUUCUUCAAGGAGAUUUCUUCUGACGGAAAUAUGAAUACCAUUGAUGUGAUAUAUCCCUCCUUUCCAUUCUUCUUGUACACAAAUCCUAGGUGGUUAGCAUAUAUGCUGGAGCCUUUGAUUGAACAUAUGCUCAGUGGUCAAUAUCCUAACGAUUACGCUAUGCAUGACCUCGGUUCAUCUUUCCCCAAUGCGACAGGACAUCCAGAUGGUAGAGAUGAGUAUAUGCCUGUCGAAGAAUGUGGGAAUAUGCUCAUCAUGGGCUUGGCACUGGUUAACGCACUUAAGUACGACACUCAACCAGCAAGCAUUUGGUCCGGUCAAGGUCGUCAUAAGGUCGCUCAGUUCAUCGAAGGUGCUUUCCCACUUUUCGUCGAUUCUGACGGUAUGGAUGAUACUGUUGGUGGCCCCGUUGAAGCUAAAGGCGAAAAGCAAGCACGAAAAUGGGUCGAGAAAUCAUAUAGAUUGUGGAAGCAAUGGACUGGCUAUUUGGUCAGGGAAACUCUUAUCCCCAGCAAUCAAUUGUCCACGGACGACUUUGCUGGAUGGCUAGCCAACCAAACAAACCUUGCCCUGAAGGGAAUCAUAGGAAUCAAAGCUAUGAGCGAGAUAGCCGAGGUUGUUGGUGAAACUGAGGAUGCUACUUACUACCGUAAGAUCUCCGAAAACUACAUUAAACGAUGGGAGGAGGAAUUUGCCAUUUCUAGAGAUGGAACUCAUGCUAAAUUGGCAUACUCUUGGUAUGGAUCCUGGACGAUUUUAUACAAUCUGUUUGCAGAUUCGUUACUUUGUUUCCAUAUUCCAUCAAGCUCUUCAUCUAUUCCGAACAAUUGGAAAGACCAAAAGCCUAUCACGCUCCCUGAUCAGCAAGUUUUAAAGACGGGAUUUGUCAGUGACAAGGUUUACAAAUUACAGAGUGACUGGUAUCACUCAGUUCGACAGAAAUAUGGUUUACCUCUCGAUAGUCGCCAUCUAUAUACCAAGAGUGAUUGGGAAUUCUUUGCUGUUUCGGUUGCUAGCAAGAAGGUUAGGGAAGAGAUUGUUGACUCGAUUGCAUUAUGGGUCAAUGAGACUACGACUGAUAAACCACUCACGGAUUUAUAUGAUACAGAAGGGACAGGUGGAUUCCCUGGCAUAGAGUUCAAAGCUCGGCCAGUUGUUGGAGGACAUUUCGCAUUCCUAGCAUUAGAAAGAGCAUGUGAUGGAAAGGCUGUUGCUGCCUUAGACUUUUUAAAUGAAGAGGAGAAAGUAGAAGUAUAUGAGGAAGAGAUGAUGCACAACGAGGAACUUUAG